Molecule: messenger RNA, 180 nt
Organism: Clunio marinus
Lineage: Eukaryota; Metazoa; Arthropoda; Insecta; Diptera; Chironomidae
Source: the annotation of a GenBank genome assembly
AUGGUUGUUGUGGUCAGAUUUGCCACUAACUUGCUUUAUCGUUUAAAUAGAUUGCUACCAAUAGUUUUGUUCUCCGACUUAUUCUUUUCUCAGAACUCUUUUAUUCGCAUUACUCGUGAUUUUAAUUUAUUUCUGGUCAUAAAAACUUGUUUAAGUUGUGAUAGAAGCAGUAAAGGGUGA